This is a messenger RNA of Hemicordylus capensis (graceful crag lizard), 3166 nucleotides long. RefSeq names its product polypeptide N-acetylgalactosaminyltransferase 9 (gene GALNT9). The coding region runs from base 504 to 2318 and encodes 604 amino acids. NCBI's taxonomy places the organism in Eukaryota, Metazoa, Chordata, Lepidosauria, Squamata, Cordylidae. The transcript has 11 exons. The record is from RefSeq and is a predicted model, not a curated record. Gene Ontology annotation, cellular component: Golgi apparatus.
GCCCGACAUCCUUGCCUGUGUCUCUUUGCUGCUCGGCUGCCCAAGCCGGCCGGCCUGGGGGGGGGCGGGCGGGACUGGCUGGGAAGCCGCGAUCCCUCCCGCUUGGCCGGCUGCCCGGGUCUCCAGAACAUCCCUGCUGCAGCCUGCGUCCCAGAGCGGGUCCUCUUUCGCCUGCAAAGCGGCGGGAGGCGGCUGGUUCUCCCAAGCCGAUGCUUACAGAGGCGGCGGCGGCGGCGAGAGCGCCCGUGGUGCUGAAAAAACAGCGCCUUUCGCUUUGGUGCUGAACGGACAGCUCCUGCCCUCAGCCUCCUCUGGGCUGGCUUUGCCUCUGCGCUGCUCUCCGACCCCCCGCUGAAGGAGAGCGGAGGAAAGGCGUGGGGGGAGCUGCCCAGUUUCCUCCCCCCCACCCCGAUCUGCAGGCAGGUGCUUCUGCCUUAGAUGCGGCUGCAGCUCCGAGAGCACCGGCUACCAUGCCUUGAUGCCCAACCACCCCAGCGGCUUCCAUGGCGGUGGCAAGGAAAAUCAAAACUUUGUUGACGGUGAACAUCUUGGUCUUCGUGGGGAUCAUCCUCUUCUCGGUCUACUGCAGGAUCCAGGACCGGUCCCAGGAGCUGGUGCAGAUCGUCCGGAGCGCCGACCGACGGAUGCGGAGCAAGAGCGCCAAGGUGGGCGCCCUCCUGGACCGGGAGUCCAUCCUGCAGCGGCUGGAUCACUUGGAGGAAGUUGUGUACAACCAACUCAAUGGUCUAGCCAAGCCCAUGGGACUAGUUGAAGGCCCUGGAGGUUUGGGCCAAGGCGGAAUGGCAGCUACCCUGAGAGAUGACAGCCACGAAUCCGAAACCAAGUAUGAAGACUAUGGUUAUAACGCCCAGCUAAGUGAUAGGAUUUCACUGGACAGGUCGAUUCCUGACUACAGGCCCAAAAAGUGCAAACCAAUGUCCUAUCCUGAGGACCUGCCCCAGAUCUCAGUGGUCUUCAUUUUUGUAAAUGAAGCUCUGUCUGUCAUCUUGCGCUCGGUGCACAGCGUUGUGAAUCACACACCAUCCCACUUGCUGAAGGAGAUCAUUUUGGUGGACGACAACAGCGACAAUGUGGAGCUGAAGUUUAAUUUGGACCAGUAUGUCCAUAAGAGAUACCCAGGACUGGUGAAAAUAGUUCGCAAUAACAAACGGGAAGGAUUGAUCCGAGCCCGAAUCCAAGGUUGGAAAGCAGCAACGUCUCCGGUUGUGGGGUUUUUUGAUGCUCAUGUUGAAUUCAACACAGGCUGGGUGGAGCCGGCUCUGACACGGAUCAAAGAGGACAGGAAAAGGAUUAUUCUCCCAGCUAUUGAUAACAUCAAGUACAACACAUUUGAAGUGCAGCAGUAUGCCAAUGCAGCCCAUGGUUACAACUGGGGACUCUGGUGCAUGUACAUAAUCCCACCUCAGGACUGGCUGGACAAGGGGGAUGAGUCAGCACCCAUCAGGACACCAGCCAUGAUUGGCUGUUCAUUUGUGGUAGACAGAGAAUACUUUGGUGAGAUCGGCUUGCUUGAUCCUGGAAUGGAGGUCUACGGAGGAGAAAACAUUGAGCUCGGCAUGAGGGUCUGGCAGUGCGGAGGAAGCAUGGAGGUGCUGCCUUGCUCUCGAGUGGCCCACAUUGAGCGCACCAAGAAACCAUACAACAACGACAUUGACUACUACGCAAAACGCAACGCCCUACGGGCCGCCGAGGUCUGGAUGGAUGACUUCAAGUCUCACGUUUACAUGGCGUGGAACAUACCCAUGACAAACCCCGGAGUUGACUUUGGAGACGUUUCUGAAAGAAUCGCUCUGCGGCAGCGGCUUCAGUGCCGGAGUUUUAAGUGGUACUUAGAACAUGUCUACCCAGAAAUGAGGAUUUACAAUAAUACAAUCACUUACGGAGAGGUACGGAACAGCAAAGCCAGCGGCUACUGCUUGGACCAAGGAGCAGAGGAGGACGACAAAGCCAUUCUCUACCCAUGCCAUGGAAUGUCCUCCCAGCUUGUUCGUUACAGCUCCGAAGGGCUCCUGCAGCUCGGCCCUCUGGGAUCGACAGCAUUCCUUCCUGACUCCAAGUGUCUCAUUGAUGAUGGGAAAGGAAGGACACCCACUCUGAAGAAAUGUGAAGAUACACUGAGGCCAGCCCAGAGGCUGUGGGAUUUCACACAGAAUGGCCCAAUCAUCAGCCGAGACACUGGCCGGUGUCUAGAAGUAGAAAUGUCCAAGGACGCCAAUUUUGGCCUCCGACUAGUGGUGCAAAGAUGCUCGGGACAAAAAUGGAUGAUCAGAAAUUGGAUAAAACAUGGCCGACAUUGAUUCCAAGCUGGGAAGACUUCUGGAGUCCUUUGAUCAAUAUGUGGGUGCCGUUCCAAGAGAUUCAGGUUAACGAGGGCUACUCUGAUGAGAAGCUAGCAGGAGAGGAUGAUAGCAGGAGAAGAUGACCAGGGCUAUGAAAUAUUGGGCACUCAUUUUUUUUUUAACAGAAAUGGUGGAGACUGGCACCCCAUCUAAGGUCACUGAUGUGGUGAGCCUGUGUCUGGAGUGUGCCACUUUAAGCUGGACAUGGUGGCUCAGAUGAACCUACACUCCUCUACAAAUACAAUCCUCGCACAAGGAGAACUAGCAGGUCAUGGAGAUGGGUAGGCUAGACCCUCGACUCCCUAACAUCUAGUUUUCUACAUGCAGGGAGAUUUUUGUAACGAUGAGCCUUCAGUCAUGUGAGUCUGCACCUGCAUUCUGAAGUAGUACAGCCCGGACACAGGUUUACCACUUCUGUGAGAACGGAGCCUAUUUUAUCUUCAUAUCAUUGAGUGCUCCCGGAAGACUGUGCCCUUUUGGAACUCUUGAGGUGAUCAAGACUUUGAGACUUUGCUUCCGCUCUCCCACAGGAAAUGGGGGAGCAGCCAUAUUUGGGAUGGGUUGGCAGGACAGAAGGGUCUUUUGCCUCACUGAAGGAGGUCUGGUGGUGGAAGGAUUUGUUAGCUUUAAAUUGCUGACUGAUGCACAACUCCAAUGGUGAACAGAACCGUGUGCCUUUUCUACUGUACUUCCUAUCCAAGCGAAUUGGGAGAUCCCGUUUCUCCAGCAUGUCUGACUAACUGUUCCAAACGACAGCGACAACAAUACCCUGUAAAUAAAUUACACUGCAAAAUCUACUACAUGAU